Staurois parvus is the source of this 307-nucleotide messenger RNA. The record is from the annotation of a GenBank genome assembly. Lineage: Eukaryota; Metazoa; Chordata; Amphibia; Anura; Ranidae.
UUGUUUACUAACAGUCUUCCUCCCUGUCAGCUCGGGCACACUGCUCUGGAUGGCUUUGCACAGCACAGCCAUUCAGAGCAGAGUGCUUACAGCGAAACACAUACACACACACCCCCCUAUAAAACACUCCCAGCUCACAGUUAACUCUUUGAUUGCCCCAAAUGUUAACCCCUUCCUGCCCAGUGCCAUUAGUACAGUGUCAGUGCUUUUUUUUUUAGCACUGAUCACUGUAUUGGUGUUACUGGGGAUGUCAGUGACACCAAGUCAGUUCCCCCAAGUGUCAGAAUGUCUGCCGCAGUCUCACUAU